This is a messenger RNA of Tarenaya hassleriana, 3180 nucleotides long. RefSeq lists its product as uncharacterized. NCBI's taxonomy places the organism in Eukaryota, Viridiplantae, Streptophyta, Magnoliopsida, Brassicales, Cleomaceae. The record is from RefSeq and is a predicted model, not a curated record. The transcript has 2 exons. Bases 1705 to 2301 code for a protein of 198 amino acids.
CUUUAAUAUAUAAAAAAAAACUUAACAAAAAAAGAGAGUAAAAGAUAGGUCCCGAAUGGAGAAAACUGGAACAGUAAGUUCUAGUUUCAAAUCACUAGCAAGAGAACCGAAAUCUGGGAAAACAUGGAAGCUCAUCCGAACACCAGGCUAUCUUAGGAAGGCUUCCAACUAAAGAUCGGUUGGUGGGAUGGGAAAUCGCACAAGAUGUUACAUGUUUAUUAUGUCAAACCCGAGAUGAAUCACAUCAUCAUCUCUUCUUUUGCUGUGAUUAUAGCUUAUCGGUGUGGGCUUCUCUUGCGGGGCAGAAUCUGGGCAAAUCCACCUGAUAGCUUGACUGAUUGUAUCUCUUGGAUCCUUAAUCUCGAGCAUGAUCAUGGUCGGUGUCGUUCCCUGCAUGCACGGAUUCUACUCCAAAAUGUUGUGGAAGCAAUUUGGAAAGAACAGAAUAAUCGCCUAUUCCGAAACCUUGCUAAGCCGCCAUCAAUCCUCGGUACAAAGAUUAAUAAAGCUGUAAGAAACAUCCUUCUCCAUGAAGUCAUCCGGAGCCGAAGUUCCGUAUCAUCGCCUCUACAAGAUUGGUAUUACCUCGAGAGAUCUUCUUAAUAUUUCACAAAUAAUCUUUUGUAUGUUAUUCCCUUUGUCGGGAUUUUUGUAUACCAUUUGCCAUGGUUUUUUUGUAGAUUUUCGGAAGAUUACCGUUUUGUAAAUUAUUAUAUAUAAUAUAAUUCACAUUUUCAUCCAAAAAAAAUGAGAACCGAAAUCUAGUAUCGGAUGAUACAAUCCUAGAUCGAAAGUUCUCUAAAAGGUAAGAAAUGAUAAUCGAUGAAAAUCUCGAAAACCCCUUAACACCAUGCAAAUUAAACCUAUAAAUAGUCUCAAUAGAUAAGGACAAUCUAAACUCAAUCCAAACCUAGUUAAAAAACGUUAGAACAUGGUGGCAGAAGAUGCCAUAAAUAUAUGUGAUGAACGUGUUUGAUAAAACAGUGUGCUCAUGAUGUUCUCAUCGCUGAUGAAACUGGGCGCGAUGAUGAAGAAUCGUGACGAACUAGAAAAAUCGCAAUAGAAAAGGAAGUUUCUAUGGGUCAGUCACCGAUUGUUCGUGGAACAUAUUGACAGGGACAACAAUGCAUUUAUAUCAGUCGUGGGUGCAGCUUCUAAGACUGCAACUGCACCCCUGGCUGGUUUAAAAAGUUAUGGUGCAGAUUUGUUUGGGCCAAGGUGCUAGUGUGGGGCACAGGUUGAGAGCUCUGGCUAAAAGAAAUAUGGGUUCAAGAAGGCCCUCGUAUACAGCCGAGGAGGAAGAUGAUAGACCUUUCCGGAUUUACAGAAGAAGGAACAAGCGAGGACAUGUCGAAAGGCAUACAAGUGGUCAACAAGAGGAUCAUCAGAAGGAAGAACACAAAAACUCAGGAGGAAGAGGAGCGGAAUGAAGUACGGUGGCAGCUGAGAGUUGUUAUGAUUUUAUUUGUAUCCACAUUAAGGUUUUUAUGCCACCUCAUCAGUAGGUUGUUAAGAGAAUCAUAUAUAGCUACGUUAGGGUUGGGGGAUUUGGGGUUAUCGAUUAUUUUGAUAAUAGAUUUGGUUUGGGAGAGUUGAGCCUCUCGAAUAGCUCUGGACAUUGUAUUUCAGUGGAUGGAAAUACAAUUCUGAAUCUUAUUUGAUUACAAUACUCUACCAAAUUGGUAUCAGAGCGUCAGAUCCAGAAUGCCGCCAAAAGAUCAAAAAGAUCACAGGUUUGAGCAGUUGGAGGAGACGAUGCAUACUAGGUUGGGUGAGUUUGCUGAUUCUCUGGGAGAUCUGCAGGGUUCUGUGACUAACUUGCAGAAGGAGUGCAGCCAAAUUCCAGCAAUGAGGGAAAUACUGGAGAAACUGUGUUCCAUGCUUGAUCAAGGGGUUGGACCUUCAAAGGCAACUCCAGAUCCGAUGGCUUCAGCUGGUCUGUCGACGUGUGAUCAGCCCUUCGUACGAUUGGGAAAAGCUCCGAUGGAUGAUCAGAUGAGUCCACCGCCGCAGUCCCCGGUUGCGAUGGCUGAACCGGUGUUGGGAGACGUAGCACCGACACCCGAUUGUGCUCUGUUCAUGGCUGGUUCGGAGUUAGCAUUGAAGAAGAUAGAGAUGCCUGUCUUUGAAGGUGUUUUCGUUGCUGAUUGGGUUGCUCAAGCCGAACGCUAUUUUGCUAUGGGGAGAGUCGAUGAACAUGAGAAGAUUCAACUGGCACCGUCGGCGGCCGUUCUGAGGAUGGCCGGAUCUGCAAGCUCGCAUGUUGGCCCGUUUCGAUGCGAAGGUGGUAGGAAAGCCUAGUGAUCGUCUGUUCACCAUGAAACAACAUCGAUCUGUGCUGGAGUACUUGCAAAUUUUUGAAGAAUUGCUUUCUCAGUUGAAUGUCGUAUCAGAUGAUGUUCUAGAAAGUGCUUUCAAAAAUGGGCUUAAGCCCAAUCUGCGUAAUAUGGUGGAGGCCUUUAAGCCUCAAGGAAUUGAGCAUGCCAUUGAUCUAGUUCUACAUCUGGAACAUAACCCUCUGUGUUGGUUCGACUGGGGUUCGACAGUGGGACAAUAGAGUUCCAAAAUCGGGGUCAGGUCAUAAUUUUCGCACCGUGUCUCUUCCUACGGGGAAUGGGGGUUGGCAGAAUCGCAGUUCGUUGGGCCGUCAUGUUGAGAGCUCGUCGCCGAUUGGCGAAAACACAGCCGAUUCGGCUAUGAAAUCUGGAGUCCGCCGUAUCUAUGAUGCGGAGCUUGGCGAGAAGAGACGUAAGGGGCUCUGUUUUCGCUGUGAUGAGAAAUAUUCUUUUGGGCAUCGCUGUAAGAAUCGUGAACUACAAGUGAUUUUGGUGAAAGAGGAGGGGGAGUUUCUUCUCCCUGACGAUGAAGAUGACGAUUCUGGUGAGGUUAGGGAAGCUCAGCCAGAAGCGAAGGAGGUUGCAGAACUCUCUCUGAAUUCGAUUGUGGGCAUUACUUCACCAAAAACAUUGAAGGUGCAAGGAUCAAUAGGGGAACAGAAAGUCGUAGUUUUGAUAGAUUGUGGAGCUACCCAUAACUUCCUCUCGCUUGCCGUUCUUGACAAAUUGCAAUUGCCGACAGAUGCAACUUCUGGGUAUGGUGUGUCCUUGGGCAACAACUCUCUGAAACGAUGGAUUCAUAAACAAGAUUUGACUCUUUUCCUGUUUUCCUCUUCCUCAUCAC